Molecule: messenger RNA, 1574 nt
Organism: Cajanus cajan (pigeon pea)
Lineage: Eukaryota; Viridiplantae; Streptophyta; Magnoliopsida; Fabales; Fabaceae
Product: F-box/FBD/LRR-repeat protein At1g13570
Molecular function (GO): protein binding
Source: RefSeq, a predicted model, not a curated record
UCUUAUUUCUUUGUUGUACCUCUUCAUCUCCAAUUCCAAUUAGGUCUCAGAAACAAAAACUUUCAACACUGUAGUAGCUGAUCCUUAUACCCACAAUCCCAAAUUCAAUUCACUCUAACAACACCGGAUCUAACCCUUUGUCUCUCUAGGAUCCCAGCAAUCACUUUGCCGGGCGAAUUACUUAUAGCUUGACAUGCGGAGAGAGCAACCCCAGUCUCCUUGCCUAACUGAUGUGGAACCAGACAGACUCAGUUGCUUACCAGGACACAUAAUAGACCAAAUUCUGUCACAUUUGUCAAUUAGAGAAGCAGUGAGAACAAGUGUUUUGUCUAGCAAAUGGAGGUACAAAUGGGCCAUGCUGCCGAAUCUUGUGUUCGAUAAGGAAUGUGUCACUGUGGCUUCUCAGGACCAUAUGAUUAUCAAGAGCAAGCUUUUGAGAAUUAUAGAUCAUGUACUGCUACUCCAUUCUGGGCCAAUCAACAGGUUCAAGCUCUCCCACCGCGAUCUCAUUGGUGUGGCUGAUAUUGAUCGAUGGACACUUCAUCUAUGCAGAAAGUCUAUUAAAGAGUUUGUGCUGGAAAUCUGGAAGGGCCAACGCUAUAAGAUACACUCGUGUUUGUUUUCUUGUCAAAGUUUGACACAUUUAGAAUUAUUUAAUUGUUGGCUUAAACCUCCAUCAGCAUUUCAAGGCUUCAAGAACUUGAAGAGUCUCGAUCUGCAACAUGUUACCUUGGCUCAAGAUGUUUUUGAAAACUUGAUAACCAGCUGCCCUCUGCUUGAACGGUUGACAUUGAUGAACUUUGAUGGUUUCAGUCAUCUUAAUAUUGAUGCUCCGAAUCUCCUGUUUUUUGACAUUGGAGGUAAAUUUGAGGAUAUCAGCUUUGAGAAUACUUUCCAGUUAGCUGUGGUAUCCAUCGGUUUGUAUUUGAAUUUCGAAAUCAAUCAAAGUAGAUUCCAUGGAAGUUCUAGCAAUAUGCUAAAUUUUUUUGUUCACCUGCAUCACGUACAAAGGCUAGAGGUUCAAAGCUAUUUUUUAAAGUAUUUGGCAGUGGGGGUUGUGCCAAUAAAGCUUCCAAGACCUUGCAUGGAUCUAAGUUAUCUUUCAAUACGAAUGAACUUCAAUGAUUCGAAGGAAAUUUCAGCUGCUCUUUGCCUCUUAAGAAGCUCGCCUAAUCUACAAGAACUAGAAAUAUUGGCUCGAACUGAGGAGCAGACUGUUCUGUCACACACAUGUUGGGAAGACGUGUAUUUGAGUUGUCCAGUCAUGCAACUGCGAUAUGUGAAGAUAGAUGGUAUAUCUGGUAUCAAACGAGAAUUAGAUUUUAUCUACUUUCUGCUUCUAUACUCACCUGUGCUAGAAAGGAUGACUGUGAAACCUGUUUCAAACGUGGGAUCAGAACUGAUGAAAGAACUCUUGCGGUUUAGAAGAGCCUCAGGACGAGCUGAAAUUAUUUACUUGGAAUGCUAAUGCUUUUAUUGAAUUCUUAAAUGUAUAUAUAUAAUAUAAUAUAUAACCAUUUUGUCCUUUUAAAUUUUUAAUUGUGGUGGUGAGUGCAUACCAUGGUAACUAUUAA